Molecule: messenger RNA, 1730 nt
Organism: Microstroma glucosiphilum
Lineage: Eukaryota; Fungi; Basidiomycota; Exobasidiomycetes; Microstromatales; Microstromataceae
Product: putative PEP4-aspartyl protease
Exons: 2
Coding region: 54-1307 (417 amino acids)
Biological process (GO): proteolysis
Cellular component (GO): fungal-type vacuole
Molecular function (GO): aspartic-type endopeptidase activity
Source: RefSeq, a predicted model, not a curated record
CCACAUCUCUCCAUCCUUAGAAUCCUCCCUACUCUCUCACACCCGCAUACACAAUGAAGCUUUCACUCCCAUUGGCAUUCGUAGCUGCACUCGCAGCAGCAGCAGGCGUAGACGCUGGUGUUCACAAGGCCAAGCUGAGCAAGCACAAUGAUGCCAAGAUCACCACCCUCCACCAGCUCGAGACCCAGGCCAAGAUGCUCAAGAUGAAGUACGGCGCAGCCACCGCCGCCCAGUCCCCCUUCACCUCUGGCCAGGAGGGCGAGUUUGCCGUCCAGCCCGUAGAGAGCAAGGACCGAUACAACGCUGCUUGGUAUGCCGAGGCAAAGAAGGGACACGGCGUUCCCCUCUCCGACUACCUCAAUGCCCAGUACUUUGCCGACAUCUCCAUCGGUACACCUCCUCAGUCCUUCAAGGUCAUCCUAGACACUGGGUCCUCCAACCUCUGGGUGCCUUCCAAGUCCUGCUCUUCCAUUGCCUGCUUCCUUCACACAAAGUACGACAACUCGGCCUCUUCCACCUACCACAAGAACGGAACAGAGUUCAAGAUCCAGUAUGGAUCCGGUGCCAUGGAGGGCUUCGUCUCUCAGGACACUCUCCGCAUUGGUGACCUUGAGAUCAAGCACCAAGACUUUGCCGAGGCCACCAGCGAGCCUGGGCUGGCCUUUGCCUUUGGCAAGUUCGACGGUAUCCUUGGUCUCGCUUACGACACCAUCUCCGUCGAUGGCGUUGUGCCACCCUUCUACCAGAUGGUCAACCAGAAGCUCAUCGACGAGCCCGUCUUCUCCUUCUACCUAGGCAGCUCUGCUGAGGACGGAGGUGAGGCCGUCUUUGGUGGUAUUGACCCAGACCACUACACCGGUAAGAUCACCUACGCACCCAUCCGCAGGAAGGGCUACUGGGAGGUCGCUCUCGACAAAGUUGCUCUCGGCGACGAUGAGCUUGACCUAGACAACACCGGCGCAGCCAUCGACACUGGUACAUCGCUCAUUGCCGGUCCCACCGAUGUGAUGGAGCUGCUCAACUCUGCCAUUGGCGCAAAGAAGGGCUGGCAGGGACAGUACACCGUCGACUGUGAGCAGAUCCCCUCGCUGCCCGACCUUACCUUCACCAUCGACGGAAAGGACUACACCCUCUCGGCAUCCGACUACAUCCUCCAAGUACAGGGAAGCUGCAUCUCCAGCUUCACUGGACUGGACAUUCCUGCCCCGCUCGGUCCCAUCUGGAUUGUUGGUGACGUCUUCCUGCGAAAGUACACGACUGUGUACGACCUCGGAAGGAACGCAGUCGGAUUCGCCACUGCCAAGUAAGCGAGUCCUCGUCUCGCCGCGUCUGAGCAUAGCGGUACGGUAGGGAGCGGUAGCAUAGCGAAGGAGAGGGAGUGUAGCGUAGCAUAGCGAGUGAGGAGUCGUACUCUACCAUUCCACUCUUCUCGGUCUUCUUCCUCAAAGUCUUCAGUUUCAGUCAUGCAUUCCCAGAUCUGAUCCGAUCCGGUACAAUCCGACAAUUCAAUUCCUUGAUUGCAUCCCUCGCUUCCCCCCUCUCUCUCUCUCUUUCUCCUGCCUUGUCUCUCUCCACACACAAACUCUUCUCCCUCUUCUUCCUUCUGCAUCAUCCCCGUCUCGAGACUCUUUUGCCAAUUUCACUUGUCCAUGUCUUCUUUCUCUUCCUUCUCUUGUCGCCUACCAUCCAUCCAAGAAUCAAUGAAUGCUAAUCUAAAGUCCACGCUAGUG